GGCUCAGCAGGCAGGCAGAAAGGCAGGCUCUGCAGGGAAGGAGGAGACGGGCUGAUCCUGUAACGCUGCUGCUACUGCAGAUCCCGUUCGGCGCUGAGCCACCGCCGUCGGGAUUCGACUCUCGUACUUACGAACCGAGCGCCCCGCGUCUCUGGAUUAGGACUCGAACCCGCCGCCAUGGACUGGGGCACCGAUCUGUGGGAUCAGUAUGACAACAUUGAACGGCACACCCAGUGGGGAAUUGACCUGGUGGAGAAAUAUGUGAAAUUUGUAAAAGAAAGGACUGAAAUAGAACAAACAUAUGCAAAACAGCUAAGGAAUUUGGUGAAGAAAUACAGUCCAAAGCGCAUUUCUAGAGAAGAUCCAGAAAUGAAGUUUUCACAAUAUCAAUCAUUCCUGAGUAUUCUGAAGGAGCUGAAUGACUUUGCCGGUCAGCGAGAAGUUAUAGCGGAGAACAUGACCAUGAAUAUCUGUGCAGACAUUAUUAAAUAUUCUCAGGAGAUCAAGCAAGAAAGAAAAGUGUAUCUACUAGAAGGAAGACGAGCUCAGCAGAAUUUAGAAACGAGCUUCAAGCAUCUUGAGAAUAGUAAACGAAAAUUUGAACGUGACUGCAGAGAGGCUGAGAAAGCAGCGCUACAUGCGGACAAGACUGAUCAGGAUAUUAACGCUACCAAAGCAGAUGUGGAGAAGGCAAAGCAGCAAGCUAAUUUACGUAAUCAUAUGGCGGAAGAAAGCAAGAACGACUAUGCAUCUCAGUUACAGAAAUACAAUCAUGACCAGAGCCAGUUCUAUUACACAGACAUGCCACAGAUAUUUAAUAAAAUGCAGGAAAUGGAUGAGAGGCGAAUAAAAAGGCUAAAACAAGGAUAUAGUUCGUUUGCCGAGAUGGAGAGGCAAGUUAUGCCAAUUAUAGGAAAAUGUCUGGAUGGAAUGACAAAGGCAGCUGAAUCUGUUAAUGAAAAAUAUGACUCUCAGUUGGUAAUCGAUUUACACAAGUCUGGGUUUCCACGACCUGGAGAUGUAGAAUUUGAAGACUAUAGCCAAGUGAUAAACAGAGCCUCUUCGGACAGCAGCUUAGGAACGCCAAAGCCUGCGGGCGAUGUCCGAUCGGUUGGCAAGAACAAAGGCAAACGGUGGCUGUUCAGUAAGAGAUACAAGCUUCCACCCCCUCCCUUUUCAUCUCUGAAUUCUCACCCUUCGUUUGCUGCUAAUGGAACCCUGUCCCCCAGCUUCAGUCGGGAUCCCCUGUCUUACUGUUUGAGCGAGAUCAGUAAGACAGUGAAACCCCGGAUCCCAUCCUUCCGCACCUUAAAGAGGGGGGCAACUGUGUCAGAGGAUUUUAGUCACCUUCCUCCUGAGCAGAGGAGGAAAAAGCUGCAGCAGAAACUAGAUGAAUGCCACAAAGAUUUACAGAAGGAGUUUGACCAACGAGAUGCACUACAUAAGAUGAAGGAUGUUUAUCAAAAAAAUCCUCAGAUGGGGGACCCCAACAGCCUUGAUCGUGGAAUAGCAGAGAACAAGCAGAACGUUGACAGACUGCAGACUGAAAUUCAGAAGUAUGAGAUGUGGUUGGCAGACGCGGAGGGAAGGUUGGCGAACAAAGGAGAUACCAUAAGGUAUAGCGGUCAUCUCGAACAUUCUGUGACGUUAAACAACAAUGGCCCUCAUGAAAAAGAAAGUCCUGAUACUACGCAUUCAGAUGACAGUGGUCAAGAAGCCAUCACUCAGCCAGUCUACACAGAGUUUGAAGAAGAGUUCCCUGAGGAGGAUGAGGAAGAAACGGUUUCUCCUAUUGGAGAAUGUAUUGCUCUCUAUCCAUUUGAAGGCUCAAGUGAAGGAACGAUGUCCAUGACUGAAGGAGAAAAACUUGAUGUUGUUGAAGAAGACAAAGGUGAUGGAUGGACAAGAGUUCGACGGAGUAAAGGGGAAGAGGGCUAUGUGCCCACAACCUACAUUAAAAUCACUUUGGACAGACACUAGUAGAACAAGAAGUGAUGGAAUGUUUGCUGAGAAGUCUUGCCAUAAUGUAAAUCAGGACUUGAAAUGACGAAAUACAGACUAGAAGGUGUGGAAGUAAAGCUCCAGUGAUAGGCAUGAACAACCUGUUUUUUCUUCCUGUCACAAUGCACGUCUGCAGUAAAACAGGUCCUGUGCUACAUGGCCCAUAGACCCUGUCGUGCUUCAGUGGGAGUUAAGCCAUGCUCUGGAUUUUGCACUGGAACUGUUAUGGCAAGACAGAACUUAAGACAGUGAUUGUAUUUUUUUCACUAAAGUAUUGACUAUAUUUUAAGUAAUGCAAAACAUUUGGUGUCUAAUGAAAAUAACAGACUGCACCACAGAAAGGUCAGACACUCCAUAAAGAAAUCUCUGCUUAUCAUUUAUACGCACCAUUUCCGCAUCACCGCAGUUUUGUUGCCGGGUGCUUUAGCUGUGCCAUAAUGUGUCUGUGGCUCUGCACAGCUUUAGUCUCACAUCACUUUUUGAGAGACAUUUCCUGAUCCAUUUUUGGAAUUGCUAAGUUGUCAGUGUGUUGAUGUUACACAUAACAGCAUUUGUACCAUUAAGUGCUGCUAGAGGCAAAUAGAAGAACCUUAGUCCAAGGAAAUGUACAUAAAACACCAGAAGUGGCGGGGGGGGGGGGGCAAUUUGCUUUAUUUGUACUGAUGCCUUUUGCUUGCACAUUUAUAUCUGUUUUCACGUUACUUAGCCCAGCAGUAUGAAAAAAAUGUUUCGGCACACAGCGAAAAUCUUGUUUGUAGUAAUAUGCUGUCUUUCCCAGCAGGAUUUUUAAAACGUGUAAUGCACCUGUCUUCAGGUGACUGUUGCUGACCAGUACCUUCUCCAGCCACUGUGCUGGUGAAUGUUUCACACUAUGUUCCUGUUUACAUCAAGUGCUGAAAAUGAGUGCAUCUUCCCUUGCAGGAGUCUGUAUGUGUCAGCCCAGAUGUAAGUGUCGAAUUUAUUACAGGCUUUUUUAUGUCACAAUACCCUUGGUUACCAGUGUGAAUGGCAGCAUUCUGCUUCCGGUGUGGGUUUACUUCAUUUUCCAGCAACCAUCAGCACUUCAGAACCUUAGUGUUAGUGCAGAGGUUUUACCUCCCCCCAUUCUCCACUGCACCCCCUACUGGCAGACAGUUAUAGUUGCAUGUCUGCCGUAAGAAUGGGGAAACAAAACCGUUGUCAUUACUUUGAAUAUGUGGGCAAUUAUCACCCUGAAGCAGUGCUUUAAAGACCUUUAUUUAAAAAAAAAAAAAAACAUUCUGAGUGGAUGGAAACGGUGACUCUUAACUCCUGCCUGACAGGAAACACCUGGUUGUACUAUGUAUACAUCUGAAAAACUGUCGUGAAUGCCCACAGGGUAGUAGUAACUGCAAGUUUUUGAUAUUUCAGAACGAAUUGCUGCCUCAUGGCUUUUUAGACAUGUGCACCAAGCUUUACACCACAGGUUACUCUAGACCCCCAUUGCUUCAGGAGUACUAGUUAAACCCUCAUUCUAACGCACUGACAUUCAUAGCUUAGCCUUUAUUUCUGGGACAGCAGUAACUACAGUAAUUCUGAGGGUAUUCUGGUAAACUCGUAAAAGAACUCUUUUAUGGAUAACGUCUUUUAAAUGGCUGUUCCACUGUUGGUUUUUGUGUUACUUUUAGCUAAGCAACAGUUGUGGCUGUUCGGCAGGUGUAUUUGUAGCUAAACACCGACUCUUGCAGUAUUGCAUCGAUUAGAGCUUGACCUGUUCGGCAGGUGUAUUUGUAGCUAAACAGCGACUCUUGCAGUAUUGCAUCGAUUAGAGCUUGACUGUUCGGCAGGUGUAUUUGUAGCUAAACAGCGACUCUUGCAGUAUUGCAUCGAUUAGAGCUUGACCUGUUCGGCAGGUGUAUUUGUAGCUAAAUACCGACUCUUGCAGUAUUGCAUGGAUUAUAGCUUGACACACUCUCCACUGUCACCUCAAGAGUAUUUGUAGCUUUGGGUCAUUUAACUGUUUAGUCAUAUCACUAGUAACAGAGUCUGACAAUAAAUGAGUCCCAGAGCAGACACUGCUGGGGUGUAGCGCACAAAUGCACCAGAAUUAAUAAUGAGGAAGCACUCCAGUGAUGGUAACCAGUGUUCAUGUCACCUCUGAUAGUGAUCUGACCGGGGCACACUUCCCCUUACGGUCUCAGUGCAGUAAUGACCAAAAACUAUAGCAGCGAUGAUAUAGAUGGUGGGUGGUUGUUACAUUGUUUCACUGACAGACUGUAAGGGAUUGCAUCCGUGUACUUUAUCCAGUGAUAAUUUGAGUGAUUUUUAACCAACACUAGUCCAGAAUUGACUAUAACUAACCUAAGAGCCGAGAUCCUUGGUUAACCUGGCUUUCAGAAGAUCCUUAGUAGGUGAGAUCCUUGGUUAACAUGGCUUUCAGAAGAUCCUUAGUAGGUGAGAUCCUUGGUUAACAUGGCUUUCAGAAGAUCCUUAGUAGGUGAGAUCCUUGGUUAACAUGGCUUUCAGAAGAUCCUUAGUAGGUAUUACACUUCUUUAUAGCACUUUGUUAAAAAGGUAACCAAAACCUUCAAGGGGCCACCACAUUUCAUUGUAAUAAUGUAUUCUCUUGAAGCAGUUGUUACUCCUUUGGGUUGAUUACCCCUUUUUUAUUAACUUUGCACUGCAGUGAGGUAUGUUAAAUGCAUUUUUGUAUGACGCUGGUUGGAAAAUUAAUUGUCACUAGUGUUGAGUAAGUUGCUGCAGUCUUUCCAGUGGUAUUUCAUGGAUUCUGACGGAAGAGCAGUACAAGUAAUUAAUGGGCAAGUUGUAACUGAACGACUUGUGAUGGCUGAAUUGCCAACUCAGAUGCUACAGAAUUUUUUAUAUUACAUUUUGAGGUUAUGAAAGGACUGAACAUAGUACAUAGGAACUCCUUAUGUGCCUUCCAUUUGCGCAGAUUUUAGGAGAUUGCAUUUUGACUUCUAGGAGUAAAAAUUACUAAGUUGUAAUGGGUAUCCGCUAGUAUUUAGUACCUGGACUUUGCACAUCUUCGAACUACUAAGACUGCAGAUUUGGUCAUACCACCUGACCUGCUCGUGGUGGUGUGACACUUACCUUAUUCAGGGUACCUGGACAAGGUUCAGCGUACCUCACCUUCUCAGUACCUGAAUAAGGAAAAUACUGUCCUCUACACCUGCCAUUUCACUGGUCAGGUAACUGGGUCUUCUAUAAUGUGUUUGGACACUCCAGCAAACAUGACAUUUUUGGUUGUGUGCUGAUCCUUAUCACUUUCUCGCAUUUCUACAAUAUAUUGCUGCAAAUCAUAACGUACAUAAGUCGUCCUGAGAGAGGUAAAUCCUGUAGGACAAGCCACAAAAACCACCAAGCUCGGCACUUGAAGAGAAGUGAAACCGUUUUAACAAACAGUUCGAUAAGUCCUGUAGGAGCUCAGACAGUUAUGCCAUGCAUCAUUCCGAAGGAAGAAAUUUGUGGUGAUUAGUAGAAGAAAUUUAGUUAACAUGCAAGAACAGAUGUCAGAUGACUGUUGUAAUGUGUGAUGAUGGAGUAAAAUGGGGUGCACUGAGCUUUCCUGUCCCAAACCCAUCAGGACUGUUUCUGGUUCUCUUGGGUAAGGUGUGGGUUUAUCAUCUGUCUUACUUGUGCUUCUGGGCUCUUGCCACAGCUUUGUCCCCAUCCUGUGAUACAUAGAAAGUUGUUAUGAAUAUUGCUCUCCAGUAUUACUUCUACCAUGAUGUUCAGUAUCCCUGUGACUGUUUGUUGAGUACUUCACAUCCUUUCUCUUCUUACCCCAUUUAAAAGUUAAUCGGUGUUUUUGUUUUGUUGUAAUCGGUGGUCCACAUCUUGUUCUGUUUGCUCAUGGAAGUAGCUGUCACCUUUGCUAUCUGUUCCAUGUGGAAGUGUGAAAGUUUGUAUUGUUUAUACUAUUUCAGGGGAGCGCACAUGUGAAGCACAUUGUCCUUGUGUAGUUUUUAUAAUUUCAGUGUCCUGGUUUAUAUGGCUGCUACACGGCUUAAGGCACACAGUGUUCCGUGUGUCUUUUUACAAAUCCUUUUCCCUGCAAAUGCGUACACAGUACCAUAGCAUGCUGGCAGUCCUGGUGUGAGCUUGGUUACACUGUCAGCUGUAUUUAGUGAGUGUUUGAUUUGUUCCUUGUUUAGUUCUUGCCAUUGUGUGUGUCCGUUUGACUCCUAACCAUCACCUUUUUCUGUUUUCUUCCCUGGAGUGAAUUGUUUUUUGUCAGUGUUAUGUUUCAGACCAGUUUGGCACCCCUUUACUGAUCUGAAUGACUUCUUCAGUCCUUUGCCACAAUUGUGUGUUGAUGUUGUACAGGGACUUCCUCUCCCAUGUCACUGAAGGAUUAAUUCAUUGUUUCCUCUUAUUGUUCUGCUGUGAGUAGUCAUGGCUCUUAAACCUGUGUUCCCUAUGUUAUCCUGCUGUGGAAUUUGCCUUGAUAGCUAUGUAUGACCUGCCUGCCAUGAGAGACCACAUUUCUUGUGUAGCUCUCCCUGGUGGGUUCCUGCCUUUAGUCCUUUCAGGCUUUAAAGAUGGAUGACCACUAGAGUGGACAAGGCUGUGGAAUGAAGCACUGCAUUUAAAGCCACAUGUUAGAGAAAGUAUAGUUACUGCCCUCUGAACACUUAUCAUGCAUGCAGGUGAAUAGCUGAAAGUGUAGGGUUGUGGCUUUCAUCAUCUGUCAACAUCGUGCCAUGACAUGUUCCUUCGAUUCCACAUUGUAGUGGUGUGUUGCUGAACCAAGGUCAGUGACAUCACUGAUGAAACUUUAGUCCUCUUCAUGGUGGGCCUGCUUUGCUCUCUGUGCUUUUAUUGAUUCUUUGCAUCUUUCUGCUGACCAGCUCUCUGUAUGUUCCUUUCCUUAAUUGGUGAUUCCUCAUCUUCAACAUGAUUUGCUGUCCUCGCCUUGUCAGUGUUAUGCAUGUGGUGUAUAUGAAAAUGUCAAGUUCUAGGGUUUGGUAUGUUUGUGCAAGUAAAUGUGUAUGGUGUCUGUGUGCUCCAGGGCACACGAUGUCCAGCCAUACUAGCUGAGCAGUAAAAAGUACCAGUGUUUCUUGUGGGGAAAUUACUACUACUACUACUUAAGAGGCAGGGUUGGCUUAGGUUUAUAUUUAAUGCUGUGUUCCCCAUGUACUGCUUCAAACCUCCAGUCAGAACGCUUUUCCAUUCCUGCUUGGGUUGUAAACUGUCCAUACAAAAUAACUGAAUCUUGCAUUUUCUUUUACCUUGAGACUUGAGUUUAUUGAAAAGGUCUGUAGUGGGCCAUUUCAAUUGCAUGGCCAAAGAAAAACUAAAUAAAAGUUAGCUUGACUGUUCAAAUUCCUUUAUCUAUUCGAGUAGUGAAUAGUUAAGGCCUGCACAAAAGCCUAACUGCUACAGGCACCCAUGCUACCAUGUGACAGGAUCACUAAAUGUAGGAGUGGGCAUACUUCCUUGCUGCAGAUCCUGCCUUCCUGCCCUGCUUGGAGAACCCAUGCUUUGAGCAGUUCCUUUAAGAUGACCUGUGCCCGCAGGUGAAACUGUGAUAUGCCAGUCAUCAGGAUAAUUGUUAGUGGAGUUAUGAUUUUAUGCUUUAGGGAUUCACAACUAUUCCACUGACUUCAUGUCAGUCACCUGCAAGGAUGCUUGUCUUCUCACUCAAGAAAUUUAGGAGCCUCUGUGUACAGAUGUUUUUCAUAUGAUAGCUGAGCUGUGUGAAUGUGUGUGCCUCAUACAUGGGUCUGGCCCUGGGAUAUGAACAUGUGUGUUUCAGGUUCUAAUCCUGGGAUUGUGAAUAUGUAUGUUUUAUACACAUUGUCGCCCUGGGAUGCAAGUAUAGCCGCAUCUCAUAAACAUGUUAAACCUGUGUGUGUGAGCAUGUGUGUGCGUGUGUCUGUGCGGUUGUCUGUGUAGAUAUGUUAUGUAUUCCCUUCCCUGGAGAAAGAAUGCAUGUUGUGUGCAUUUUGUUAUCCCUGGUAUGUGAAUGAGUGUUUGUGUAUAUGGCUAGAGCUGCGAUGUAAAUGUCUACUUUUAUAUAUUGUUAGGCAUGUCAUGUGAGCAAUGCCAUAUGUCUGGAUGCUGCUUUUGAAUAUAUGUAGCCCAGUUGCCCGAGAUUUGCUUAUUGGAAAAGCAUAUUUGGUAACCUUGAUUUCCUUAGCAGUUAACUUGCUGUGGCUUUUCAGAGGGUUAUAUAGUUGUGGGGUAUAUAGUUCUCAUUAGACAUCGGAACACUUGUCAUAAUAUGGUGUUACCAUCUUUAUUGAAACAAAUUCACAUAUUACCUGUAUUCUUUUCUACAUAAUGUUGUUUUGCUGAAAUGAUGCAGUUUACAUUAAAUAUUAGUAAAGUUAUUUGUUCUGCAUGAAAGGAAUAAAUGCACUAAUAUGGGACUAUCUUUAUUCCUCAGAAUUGCGCCACCUCACAGAUAUUGUCGUAUUCUGGUGCAGUAAAGCAGGCUGAGAAUUUGUCAUGUGCAUUACUCUUUCUUCUGUCGUUGUAUUCUGUGAACUCACCCUCGCUCAGACUUCUUAGGUUAACACCUGGAGAACAGCUUAACAUUAGUACUGGGCAGGUGUGCAAGGUGUGAUGCUACAUUUGACAGCUGUGCCUUACAAAGCCAGAUUCCCAAAGCAGGCAUUUGAUGGCGUUGCUGGUUACUGCUUCACAGCGUGUUUGUUGGGGGACACAAAUGUGCAUUUCGUUUCUGAUGCUGCUCAUGCUUGUAUGCACUGGCCCUUCCUGCUUUUGACCUGUGCUUGUAACAUGGCGUCAGUGUAGGAGAGAAGUGGGGGGUCAGUUUUAACCAACACAGACUAAGGUGGGCUGCCAGUGUAGUAGGUGCUUCUAGUUUGGCAAACUGUCUGUAGUCCAUUGCCAUAACCGAAUGUAAUCCGUGCAUGGCAUUCAUAUAGCAAAGCUAAAGAAAUGACUGCAGAGUCGCAUCUGAAAACAUGGUCUGAUGGUCCUGUUUCUAUGGUAACAUGGUUGCACAUACAUAGUGUUUACAAAUGUGAUUUUCAGCGUGUUGACAGACACUGCUGGAAAGUAAUUAGACAAUAGACAAAUACUGCAUAAACCACCAGUAGUGCCAUGUCUAGGGUAGAUACUCUUAAUGUCAUACAUAACCUGUGAGUGUCAUGUCUAGGGUAACUACUGUUAAUGUCCUUUCUUGCAUAACCUGUGUUAGUGUCGUGUCUAGGGUAAGUACUCUUAAUGUCAUUUCUUACAUAAGUGCCAUAUCUAUGGUAGUUUGGUAGCACCAUUUCUAGGUAGUUUCUGUUAGUGCUAUGUCUAGGGUACUUUCUUUUAGUACCAUUUCUAUGGUAGUUUGUGUUUAGUGCCAUAUUUAGGGUACUUUCUGUUAGCGUCUUUACUGUGGGAUUUUCUGUUAAUGCCAUAUCUAGGGUUGUUUCUGUUCUUAGUGCCAUUUCUAGGGUAACUAGUUGUCAUGGUCUUCACAGUUUGAAGUAGGUGUAAUAACACCUGUUGUGGUCAUGGUGGGGAGGACAUAGAAACAAAUAAGCACUGGGUAGUAACUGUUUAUUGCAGCUGCUGUAUGUUGUAACUAUAGUAAUGGAUUGUUAAAUUUGCUUGUUGUACCUCUGGGGUUUCUGUUGCAGUGAUCAUCACUGAUUCAUGGGUAUUGUUACGCAUGUUAGAGGUACUUUGCUUUUGAAGACAUAGCCUUUAUUAGUGAAUCAUUUUAGUCCGCCAUCUUCAGUAGUACUCGUGCACAGGUGGAGCCUAGCACUGUCAUUUUGUUUAACCAUAUUUAUAACUUGCCACUGCCUGCCAUUCCCUUAGUUCAGUGAGCAGGCCAUUGCUUACCUUGGUUACACUAACAAGGCUUUGGUGACGCAGCUUAUGCCGUGGCUUUUGGGUUUUGUUCUGUGUUCCAUUUUUGUUGCUUUCCUUCUAUUUCUGUUGGAAACUUCGAAUGGGAAUGUUUUUAGUUUGCUGCCAUUGUCAUAAUGGAAAAAGUUUGCAUUUCAGAUGAUAUUGGCACUUCUGGUGGUGAUGGUGUAGUUGUACCAGUGGGGAAUUUCAGACACUUGUACUGUGGGUCAUUAACAGUGCUACCUGUUCCAAUGUACUGAGCGCAGCUCUUGUGGUAAUGCUGUAUUGUCACACUGCAGGAUAACAGCUGUACCAGUUACAUUAUUAGCUACACAGGUGACAUUAUUAGCUGCACCACUAUCGGACUGACAUUUGGGUGGGUAACCAUAUUGCAAAAGUUAUGCAGCAGAAGGUUUGCAACUACCGCAGUUCUACCUUACACACACAUGCACGCACAAAGCACACACUUGUAUAUGUAACGUUGAGAGCUGUAUAAGCCACUUGGGUUAUUGUGACUUAAAACUGUAUUGUAACUUUUUAAUUAGGAGCUACACUCCAAAGUAACUGAACUGUAACAGCUGUAUUCUCCGGAAACAGAUUCACCUGACUUGUUCCAGGACACCAUAACUGUAGAAGUUUCACCUGUGUUGUGUAACUGAGAACACCUGUGCUGUGCAAACUCCAUAGGGCAGUUUUUAACUGAAACACCUUGUAUUGCUCAUGCACUUUACAACACAGGAAGGUUUCUGCAUUUGUUGUGUUCCAAAUGUAAUUGCAAUGAGAUGUCUGUAUUAGUCAUGCCUGAGACUUAAGACUGUAAUUUUCACACUCCAAGGCUAACUGCAAUGAAACAACUAUACUGAUUCUCACGAUGGAGAGGGCUGUAGUGGUCCCACUGGAGGAGGUAUUGCAGAGAAGUCCCUGUACGAGUUGCACUUCGGGACUGAGCUAUGCUUAUUGCCCACCCCAGGGUAACUGUGGUGAAACGAUUUCCUACUUGUCAAUCACACUGUAAGGCAGCUACAGUAGAACCACUAUUCUGUUCAUAUGUUCUGUUCCAAGAACUUUACCAUUUCAGAUGCUACUAUGGCUGCAGUGAAAUGGAUUCUUCAGUCUUAUACCCAAUGGAAACAACUGUGCUUUGUCACGUUUGAAUGAUGACUUCAGAAAAAGCACUCGUUUGACAGUAAGAACUGCACUUGGUCACUACAUGAAAAUUGUAACGAAUGAGGCAGCUGUUGUCCUGGAACUGUGGAGAACUCUGUACCCAAAUGCAAUGUAUCCUGUUUCUAGUAGUUCUUUAAUUCUUCUAGCAGCUGUUUUAACCAGGUGUAUAAUCCCCCUACAAUACUGAAUUUCAUUUUAAUUGUUUGUUAUAAAACUUCCAAUUGUUUGAAAAUGUAGUUACUCCUAGAAGACAAAAAUUGUAUAUCCCAUUGAGAAAGGAUCUAGUGCAAAGAGGACUGCUUCUGGAAUUAACUCGUGUAUUACUUGUGAUAUAAAUGAUGCCAUAGGAUGUUCACAUUUAAUAUAUAUUUUAGCAGUUAUGACCAGCCUAUACUGUAGUACCACUAUGACUUUACAUUUUGUACUUUUACCUUGUAUGUAUUUAAGACUCUAAUGGUGAUGGUUAUAGUUCUGUGGGUCUGCUGCUGAGCCUUUGUGGAAACAAGUGCCUUACACUUUAUGUAAAUAGUUCAUUGCUGCCUCAAGGCCACUUUUAAAAUUGUUAUAAACAUUAUAAUUUCAUUAUUAAAUUGUUCUGGUUUUAA
This is a messenger RNA of Protopterus annectens (West African lungfish), 11579 nucleotides long. It is a transcript of the gene TRIP10, whose product is annotated as thyroid hormone receptor interactor 10. Lineage: Eukaryota; Metazoa; Chordata; Ceratodontiformes; Protopteridae. The coding region runs from base 178 to 1980 and encodes 600 amino acids. Gene Ontology annotation, biological process: signal transduction. The record is from RefSeq and is a predicted model, not a curated record. Gene Ontology annotation, molecular function: protein binding. The transcript is spliced from 15 exons.